Pipistrellus kuhlii (Kuhl's pipistrelle) is the source of this 276-nucleotide messenger RNA. RefSeq names its product keratin-associated protein 21-1-like. NCBI's taxonomy places the organism in Eukaryota, Metazoa, Chordata, Mammalia, Chiroptera, Vespertilionidae. The record is from RefSeq and is a predicted model, not a curated record. Bases 1 to 276 code for a protein of 91 amino acids. The transcript has a single exon. Gene Ontology annotation, biological process: hair follicle development.
AUGUGUGGCAGUUACUAUGGCAACGCCUGUGGCUACGGCUGUGGCUACGGAUCUGGCUACGGCUGUGGCUAUGGAUCUGGCUACGGCUGUGGCUACGGAUCUGGCUAUGGCUGUGGCUAUGGAUCUGGCUACGGCUGUGGUUACGGAUCUGGCUACGGCUGUGGCUAUGGAUCUGGCUAUGGCUGUGGCUACGGUUGUGGCUACGGAAGAGGCUAUGGCUGUGGCUACGGCUACAGGCCAUUGUGCUACAGAAGAUGCUACUCCUCUUGCUGGUAG